Cinara cedri is the source of this 714-nucleotide messenger RNA. The record is from the annotation of a GenBank genome assembly. NCBI's taxonomy places the organism in Eukaryota, Metazoa, Arthropoda, Insecta, Hemiptera, Aphididae.
AUGGAAAUGUGGAUGUGGAGGAAAAUGACUAGAACAAGCUGCAUAGAACAUAAGACGAAUGAAGAAGUGCUGAACGAGAUUAAUGAAGAAAGAACAAUAAUGAACACAAUAUUGAAAAGAACAUUAAAGCUAAUUGGACAUCUACUCAUAAAUAAUGAAUUUAUUACUGUCAUUAUGGAAGGAAAAAUAAAGGGAAAAAGAUCCAGAGGAAGACCGCGUAAAUCCUUCUUUGAAGAAAUCUUCAGACAAAUGGGUGUUACCUCUUACCAAAAUCUCAAUAGGACAGCAUCUGACAGACAUGUAUGACUACAACAACAAGUCUUAGCCUUUAGAAGCUGAUGAUGAUGAUAGAGGUUCAACGCCAACCUUCGAGGAGGACCAAGUAGAUCAGUUCUUGAUGUAAAAUUCGUUUAUCAGUUAACGGCAUCCCAAAUCACUGGAUGGACAGUGUUGAAUGAAGAAACUUGGAGCAGUCAUAAAUAUCUGUACUACAACGUUGCUAUAGAUAUGGGAAACCUGAACGUCACAUCAAGAGGAUGGGCAUUGAAAAAAUUAAGUAUCCAAAAACUGAAGGAAUACCUAAACGAUAAUAAUAAGCAUAAUGACGCGAGUGAAUUCAUGGAAGUACUUAAAACAGUAUGCGACUAUCAAUGUAGAGGCGAAACUAUGCACGGAGGCAACAUAGAUCCCAAUAUUGGUGGACGCAGGAAAUAA